Molecule: messenger RNA, 1221 nt
Organism: Rubroshorea leprosula
Lineage: Eukaryota; Viridiplantae; Streptophyta; Magnoliopsida; Malvales; Dipterocarpaceae
Source: the annotation of a GenBank genome assembly
UCAUUUUAGAUUUAAACACUGGGGUUUGCUGGAAUGGAAGAAACGGGUAAAGGGAACAAGAAAUGGCAGGAAGAUAUCUACUGGAGCCAUUUUAACUGCAUUCGCUUCAUUUCCCAUCUCUCUGGUGAUUUUCAAAAGCAGCUCGCCAUCCCCAGAAAAUUUGCUUCUAAAUUAAGAAAGAAACUCCCUGACAUUGUGGUUCUUAGAGGUCCUAGUAGUUCUACCUGGAAUGUGGGAUUAAGUAUCGAAGAUGAGACUUUAUUCUUCAAGGACGGUUGGCAAGAAUUCGUUAAAGAUCAUUCCUUGGAAGAGAAUGAUGAAUUGGUCUUUCAGUACAAUGGUGAAUCCUGUGUUGAUGUAUUGAUAUUUGAUCAGUCCAGCUUGUGCGAGAAGGAAUCUUCAUACUUUGUCAAAAGAUGUAUAUGUGCUGCUUCAACAGAUGAGAGCAAUGGUCCAACAAAGAGGAAAAAAGUGGAAGACACUGUAAAUAAUAAUGAUUCAGAGAAAGAACAAAGGUCAGUAAGAGAAACAGAUCUUUCGCACUCACGGUAUCUCUCAAAUAGAAGGGCAGUGACUCAAUUGGAGAAAAAUGUUGUGCUGUGGCAAGCACAAGCACUUGCAGCAGCAAAACCAGAGAGUGAGAUGGUAGUUAUGCAACCCACCCAUGUAUAUGUGGAGUUCAGCCUGGUAAUCUCUUGCAAAUGGAUGGACAAGAAUAUUAGUGUAGUAGACAAAUAUCUGAUUCUACGUGUGAAGGAGAAAAUGUGGCAACUUACAUUGAUACAUGAUACAAAUCUUGGCACUUGGCUUAUGUUUGGCUGGAAGGAGUUUGCACUUAGAAACUACUUGGAAGAGUCUGAUGUUUGUGUGUUUGAUCCUGCUGGUCGAAAUCAAGAUGGCAUUGUCAUUGUUGAUGUAACAAUCUUCCGCGUGGUGCAAGAGAUAGUUACGCCAACUGGUGUGUAAUCAAAGUCGAGCUAUUACAUAAGAAGCAACGGAAAUGUUUUCCUUUAGAAAUUUCUCACUUACUAACAUAUCUAUAGAUGCACUUUGAUGCUAUAUAUUUGCGGCCGGUCAGGCUAGGAACUGAAUGUCUUUGUGCCUUGCUGAAAUGGGUUUCAAACUCUAGGCAGGCUGCCUAUUGAAAUGCAUGGAGGAAGGAGAAAUUUCAGUAGCAGAUUGGUUUGAAUUACAUCAAAUUAAUUAAGAGUUUGGAUUUUU